Molecule: messenger RNA, 2156 nt
Organism: Funneliformis geosporum
Lineage: Eukaryota; Fungi; Glomeromycota; Glomeromycetes; Glomerales; Glomeraceae
Source: the annotation of a GenBank genome assembly
CAUUCGGUAUUCAGAUAAUAGCAUAUUCUAUUGCCGCACCUUUGCAGACAGAGAAGUUUUAUGAUAUUACCGGGUGCGGCACUUAUACAAUUUGCGCAAUUAUAUCUUUACUGAAACCAUGGAAAUUACCAUUACCUGAUAAUUUUCAAUCUAUUUUACGACUUCAUCAUCCCCGUCAACUACUUGCUACUGGAAUGAUAAUAAUUUGGUCAACUCGAUUGGCAAUCUUCUUGUUUAUUCGCGUUUUAAGGGCAGGACAUGAUUCAAGAUUUGAUAAAGUUAAAAAGAAACCUAUAAUAUUUAUGGUUUAUUGGUUAUUACAAGCCACGUGGAUUUUUGUUACGGGAUUGGGUGUUUAUUCUGUCAAUGCUUUACCUAAAGAAGUUCAAUCUGACCUAUGUUUGUUUGAUCAUAUUGGGGCAGCAAUUUGGCUUUUUGGAAUAACUUUGGAGGUUAUCGCGGAUAAUCAAAAGACCGAAUUUAGAAACAAUCCAGAAAAUAAAGAAAAGUUUAUAAAAUCUGGAUUGUGGAGUCUAAGUCGACAUCCAAAUUACUUUGGAGAAAUUAUCUUGUGGUAUGGGGUAACUUUACUUUGUUCACCAACAAUUACCCAAGUAUCUCAGUCAAAUCCCGAAAUUGUUCGUCCGUUAUAUGCUUAUUUUGUUUGGUUAUCUCCUAUAUUCACAACUUUAAUGAUUACAAAAUUAUCUGGUAUCCCAAUCCUUGAGAAAUCUAGUGAUAAAAAAUUUGGAAGACUUGAAGAAUAUCAAUUAUAUAAGGAAAGAACAAAUGUUUUAUUCCCUUGGCAUUUUCACACCUUUUCGAUAAUGUUAAAUAAAGGAAAAUCGCGUCCGGGACGUACAUUUCGACUUAGACAACGCCGACGCAAAGUUAACGAAAAACAAUUAAAAGCCAUAAAAAUUAUUCAGGAAGAUAAUUGGACUAAUUUUAGAGAAUGGUUAAAACGAAAAGGAUUUCCAAAAACGAAUUUAACUUUAGCUGAGUUUCAAGAUACAGGAAGAGGAAUGAUGGCAACGAGAAAUAUUAAUGCUGGUGAAAUUAUAAUAUCUGUUCCGAAAAAGUUUUUAUUAACUCGAGAAAGCUUGAAAGAUCAACUCUCUCGGCAUUCAAUGAAAUUCACCGCACACCAGUUUAUAGCCUUAUAUUUAAUUUUGGAAUAUAAGAAAGGAAAGCAAAGUAAUAUAUAUCCGUAUAUCGAUAUGUUGCCUAAGGAUUUUGACAAUAUGCCAUUAACUUACGGCAAAGAAUUUUUCGAUUUAUUGCCAUAUAAUGUCCAAGUGGACGUGGAAUCUCAAAGAACGAAGUUUGAACGUGAUUAUAAAGGCAUCAAAAAAUUCCUUGACGGUCAACCAGAUUUUCAGUCAAAGAUUACUCGCGAAGAUUAUUUAUGGGGUUGGCUUUGUGUUAAUACGCGAUGUAUUUACCUCGAAAGUAAGAGUUCGUAUGAUGUAAAAGAUCAUAUUGCAAUUGCUCCUUUUUUGGAUUUUUUAAAUCAUUCGCAUGAGGCAAAGAUCAAGGGCGAAUUCAAUCAGGCGACACAAUGUUAUGAAAUAACCACUUUUACCCCUUAUAAAAAGGGAAAUCAGGUUUUUAUUAACUAUGGGCCUCAUGACAAUUUUUUUAUAUUAAUGGAAUAUGGUUUUGUUAUUCCAAAUAAUCCUUAUAAUUAUGUAUCUCUUGACAGAGAAUUUUUUGAAAUUUCUCUUCCUGAAGAGACGGAACUCAUCAGACAAGAAAAACUUGAUUUGUUAUUGCAUCAUGGCUUUUACGGUGAUUAUAGUUUACGGAUAUCUGAGAUUUCAUUUAGAUUAAUGACAGCUUUGCGUUUGCGUGUCAUACAACGAUUCAAUGUCUCGACAUUAGAAGCUCAAGGCAUUAUACGAAAAUGGAAAAAAACUAUUACAGGAUUAACGGAGAUUAUAAAUCCGGAAAAUGAAAGAUUAAUGUACUUUCAUCUUAAAUUAAUAUGUGACAAUGCUUUGUUAAAAUCUGAAACUGUCUUGGAGGCUUUGAAAGUAUUUGACGGGACAAGGGUUUCUUUGUCACACACCAAACUACUUUGGUUAGAAUCAAUUACCAUUUUGCGUUCCGUGAUCAGUAUCAUACAAGAUUUUCAACAGGAAAUCUUUAUGUAG